UCGUGACUGGAUCACAUGGAUUACUCUAUGAAAGCAGACUCUUCAGCAAACGUUUUGAUAUCUUGUGCCCUGCUGACUGGCGCUGAACACAGUUGUGACUUUGACAAUGGUUUGUGCAAUGGCUGGGCAAACGAUUAUUACCAGGAUGUUUUUGAUUGGACCAACCUGCGUGGUUCCACUCCUUCAUACGAUACAGGACCAUCCUCUGGCCAUGGAGGAUUUGGGAAAUACAUGUAUAUAGAGACAUCUUCGCCUCGGCGUCUUUGGGACAAUGCCAUACUUGAGUAUUCUGUACCAAGUAACGACGUUGGGAAAUCAUCCUGUUUAUCGUUUUAGUAUCACAUGUACGGAGACACAGUUCAUACCCUUAAUGUAUUCAAUGGAGGAACGAAAGUGUUCACGAAAUCAGGAGACCAGGGAAAUCUAUGGUUGAAGGGAAAGAUUAGUAUAGCAACGUUACAGCACAAAAUAAAGUUCGAAGGAAUCAGAGGUACAAGCUACACGGGUGACAUUGCCAUUGAUGACGUAUCCAUCGUCCCUGGAAUUUGUAAAGAAUGCAAAGAGGCGUUGGACCAAUCUUUUGGAAGACUGGACAUAAGAUAUACGAAUAAAUUUGACCCUUACUGUAACUGGUUGAUCGAAAACGGUGGUAUGGCUAAAAAAUUUGCUGUUCUUUCGAUCCAUCAAGUGUACUUUGGCCACAACAGCGAAUACGUCAAAGUGUUUGAUGGAAAUGGGACAGAGGUUGUGUCCAUAGACAGAUGGAAUUCGUCUUCGACACGUUUUCAAGAAAUUUCAUUUGGAUCUUCCGAAAAUGUUACGAUUCAAGCUUCACUUAUCUAUAGUUGGAGUUACAUCAAAAUUGACUACGGUAUUAUGAAUCAAGGUUUGGAAUCAGCUCGACCCCUCGCUAACUGGAACCUUACUGUGACGAACAAAACAACUAAAAGUAUACGAAUAUACUGGAAUAACCCAGUUAAUGAGCUCAGCUCUGGAGUAAGUUUCUACGUGGCCAUUGCUGAAAGAAUGAUGAACACUAGCAGCGUAUCCAACGGAAAAUUACUACCUGGAAACACAACAUCAUCUGAGAUAACAAACCUUGAAAGUUACACGGAGUACAGCAUUUACGUUAUUUUCGUGGAUAGCAAAGGAUCACCAUUUAAAAGUGCAGUUCUUGCAACCAAGACUGACGAAGGAAUCCCGAGCAGAGCGCCAAGUGGUAUACGAGUGACAAGUGUGGAGUAUACAACUAACCUUUUAGUGGAAUGGAACCCUCUAUCUCAGAUCUAUGCAAAUGGGAAGAUUUUGGGUUACAUUAUUUAUUAUAGAGAAAGCGACAAUUGGUGGUCACCGUAUAAAACUGUCAAUACAAGUAGUCCUUAUCCAACGCAGUUCGCGUUGAAAGGACUAAAGCCAGCUGAGAGAUAUCGUGUUGCAGUGGCGGCUUUUACAUCUAAGGGACGAGGACCGAUGUCAUACUCUUACUACGGGACAACGGGUUGUUCUCAAAAUUUAAGAGAAGCCUAUGGGGAAAUAUUCUAUUCGCCAAACAACUACUAUUAUCUUCGUUGUUAUCUAAGCAUCAUGAGAGGUGGUAUACCUGACGCUGUAGCUGUUAUAUCUGUGCAAGAAAUAAAUCUUGAAUACUGCAGCGAUUACACAAAGAUUACCGAUGGAAACGGCACUGAGGUUUUAUAUCAUAAUGGCUGCAAUGAUAAAUUUGCUCCAGAAAUCCUCUUUGAUGUGCAUUUUGGUUUGUCCAAUAACAUUUCAAUUCAAGUAUACACAAGUGGUUCAAGCAGUAGUAUCAAAAUAGAGUACGCCAUUUUAAGGCAGAGCCUGUCCUCGUCCGUUAUUGUCUCAGGAUGGAAUUUAUCUAUAUCAAACUCUGAUUCCUUUGGUGCCACACUUCAAUGGACAAGCCUCGAUGCAGAAGUAAACCAUCAAGCAAAUUUCUACAUAAUUGAGGUUAAAAGCAUGGAUGGCCUUCCAUUAGACGUCCAUACUGUUCCAGGAAAUACCACAACGUCAGUCAUUAAUCGACUCAAACCUUCUAUAAAAUAUCGUGUGGUUGUCUUCGGAGUUGAUAAAAAUGGGACACCCUAUAAGAGUUUACAAAGCAUUCUUACUACUUCAAAGGUGUUCUGCGGAACUCGACCCAGUUCGAUGCGCAUCGUCGGUGGCACAGUUGCCAUUAUAAACAGCUGGCCGUGGCAGGCGAUGCUGUUACAGUAUGGAAGCCAAUUUUGCGGAGGAUCAUUAGUGGAUCCAUACUGGGUAAUCACAGCAGCUCACUGCGUUCAAUGGAAAUCGCCACGUAACGUCAAAGUAAGGCUGGGGGCCCAUUACAGGACAAGUGGAAGUGUUGGGACAGAGCAAGACAUAAGCGUCUCAAACAUUAUAGUCCACGAGAACUACGGAAGUCCAAAAACGUAUAGUAACGACAUAGCUCUUUUAAAUCUCGAAAACCCUGCUGCACUUGGAGUAGGAGUCGGACUUGUCUGCUUGCCGGAUAUUGGAAAUAUUCUUCCCGUUGACCUAAAUAAAACAUGCUGGAUAACAGGUUGGGGAGAUCUGUACUCAGGAGGAUACCAACCGAAUACCCUAAUGCAAGCGUCUGUGCCGCUGGUGUCCAAACAACGUUGUUCGAAUGUUUAUCCAGGAAAAAUCGACGACUCGAUGCUCUGUGCUGGUUUGGAUCAAGGUGGAAUUGACACCUGUCAGGGCGAUAGUGGUGGACCGCUGGUGUGCGAGUUCAACGGCACCUGGUAUCUUGAGGGUAUCACCAGCUGGGGAUACGGAUGUGCUCAAGCUUAUAAGUAUGGCGUCUACGGCAAAGUGCGGGCCCUGGAUUCUUGGGUGCGUGCCAAUAUCUAUAAGGUGGCUCCACCAAGUACAAUACAGCCGCACAAUCAGUCUUCGGUUUCUUUAGUUUGGUGCAGUUUUGACAAUGGUUUGUGUUCUGGAUGGAGCCAAUCCUCUUUCGAUGACUUUGACUGGACGUUGGGGUCAGGGGCGACGCCAUCCUCUUCAACAGGUCCCAGUUCUGGUCAAGGAGGAUCAGGAAAUUAUAUUUACAUUGAGACGUCCUCGCCGAGGAAACCUGGAGAAAAGGCAAAGAUCGUGGUCACAGCCCCCAAAAAAGGGAAAAAAGCGUGUCUUUCAUUCUACUAUCAUAUGUAUGGAGCUUCCGCGGGAAGUCUUAAUGUUUACAACGGAAAUGACACAGUCUUUAAUGUAUCAGGAAGUCAGGGAAACAGAUGGGUGAUGGUGGAAAAAAGUAUACACCUCAAUAGCGAGAUUACAUUUGAAGGAGUAAGAGGGAGUUCUUACACUGGUGAUAUCGCCAUUGAUCAAGUACUAAUUACCGAAGGAAACUGUCCAGUUUCAUGUAGCUUUGACAAUGGGUUGUGCCUUUGGUGGAGCCAAUCCAAUUCAGAUGUCUUUGACUGGAAGCUUCUUUCUGGUUCCACGCCAUCAUCUGGCACGGGACCUUCGUCAGACCGGAGUGGGACAGGAAUGUACAUGUAUACUGAAGCCACAUAUCAGUCAAAGGGUGAUAAUGCAAGGCUCGAACUUUCAGUGCCUAGCGGAAGAUCAUCAUCUUGUCUUACGUUCUACUAUAACAUGUACGGAAUAUCAAUGGGGACGCUAAAUGUCUUCAAUGGAAAUGACAAAAUAUUUACUAAGUCUGGAAAUCAGGGUUCCUAUUGGAAGAAAGUUACCAAAACUUUGCACCUGAGUGACGUUUUGACAUUUGAAGGAAUAAUAGGAACGUCGUUCACAAGUGAUAUUGCUAUUGAUGAUGUCACAAUAAGCGAUGGAAAUUGUCCAGGUUGUGGCGGUGUUUUAAAUAAAUCUUCUGGAGUGGUGCACCUUGCUAACACUGGGAACGAGGACGAGACGCAUUGCAUUUGGACAAUUGGCAACGCCGGUUUAAGACAAUCAUAUGCAUGGUUGUCUCUUCAAAGAAUAUACCUUGGAUAUUGCAGUGAGUACGUCAAGGUCUUUCACGAAGAUGGAACUGAACUAUUUACCCGAGAAGGUUGCCAGUCUUCGCUUCCAUACGGCACUUCACUGGAAAUUCCCUUUGGUGUCUCAAGCCAUCUGACAGUUGACAUUUCCCUUCAGUACAGAUGGAGCGCAGUCAGCAUACAGUAUAUUAUCUCAAAACAAGGAUAUAAUUCUGCCAAACCAAUAUUCUCCUGGAAUAUAACUGUGGACAGUAUAACAUCAUCCUCAGCGACGGUGCGCUGGUCAAAUUUUCCGCUGCCGCUCUCAAUCAAUCACUAUUUGGUGAGGUUCAAGGAGGUUUCUGGUUUCGGCACACUAUUCCAAGUCAGUAGUCACAGCAACUAUUAUUACACCAACAUUCUCAAGGGAUACACAUCUUAUGAUGUUGAAGUUUUAGCUGUGACCACCAGCGACGGAAAUGUUACAUAUUCUAGCAAAACUGUAUCAAUGAAGACAGCAGAGGGUGUUCCCAGCCGAGCUCCGUCGAACGUUCGUGCGGCAAGCCAUGGAUUGAAUGAAUUAUUGAUUCGGUGGGAUCCGCUCCCUCACCAAUACGCCAAUGGUCGACUCUUGGGUUACAAAGUUUAUUAUAAAAACACCGACUAUUACUACUCGUCAGAGAUAUCUGUUAAUACGAGCAACGCUGACGAAACACAGGCUGUACUAGGUGGUGUACAGACAGGCAGCCGUUACAAGAUUUCUGUAGUAGCAUUUACUUCGAAAGGGGAAGGACCCCGAUCUCCAGAUCUCUACUUAACGAAGGAUUGCGAAGGCAUUGUAAACCAAGUAUCUGGUUGGUUAUAUUUUAGUAAUGUGCACUACAGCACUCUCAACUGCAGUGUUCAAGUACAAAACGCUGGAAUCCAACAUGGAUCGGCCCUUAUUUCCUUUCCGAGCAUAUACUUUGGAUAUUGCAGCGAGUAUAUCAAGAUUUUUGAUGCCAAUGGUGUUCAGGUGUUCCAUCGUGGGGGAUGUGAUUCCACAACUAGCGGAUUGUCCGUGGAAGUCCCAUUUGGUGGGCAUAGUAUUACGCUCGCAUUUCUUUUUUCGUACCGGUAUAGUUACGCCAGUGUCCAAUACGCGAUAUUAUAUCAACCCCUAAGCUCAGCUCAAUUGCUCCCAUCUUGGAAUAUCAGUAUCUCUGAUACUACAACCUCGUCGAUGACAGUGCAAUGGUCCAACUUCCCUAUGACAAGUCAGUCCAUUCAACGACUUUUAGUGAGCUACAGGGAGCACAAUUCAAACGUCAGCCUUAUUUUUGAGACUCAAAGUUAUUACAAUACACAUUACACUGGUAAAAUUCUUAGGAGUUACCAAUACUAUGACGUGCAAGUAAUUGCUGUGGCGUCAAAUUCUAGCAAUGGUACAUUUUCCAGUAGGAAGGAGAUCGCAAGGACAAACGAAGGAGUUCCCAGCAGUGCACCAUCGAAUGUACGCUUGACAAAUCUGCAGUCCCAUGAGGUGAAGGUUCAAUGGGAUCCCAUACCUCCAGAGACGGCUAAUGGAAUAUUGCUGGGAUAUAGAGUGUUCUAUCAAGAGUACUGGUAUUCAGGUAUGCUUCAAAGCAUGGAUACCAACAGCCCCAAAGUUCACAUGCUGAUACUAAGGGGUCUGAAGUCAGCACAGAGAUACCAAAUAUCGGUGGCAGCAUUUACGUCCCAAGGAGCAGGAUCGCAGUCAUACUUGCGAUACAUUACAACAGGUUGUGGUGGACCAUUAAACCAGUCAUUUGGACAGGUGCACAUUGGCUCAAACAGAAACUACUACUAUUUAAGCUGCACCUGGAACAUCGUAAAUGUGGGCAUACAGCGAGCAGUCGCCUUCAUUUGGAUAAAUGACCUUUAUUUUUCUUAUUCAUAUGACUAUUUAAAGAUCCUGGACGGAAAUGGCUCUGUAGUUCUACAUCAACAUAGGUACUCUGGUAUUCAGGAGAACAUUCACUUAGAAGUUGAGUUUGGAAACGCUGGGAACAUCACCAUCCAAACCUCCCUUUCGAGUUCAUACAGUCACUUUCAGCUUAGCUACGGGACUUUGAAAGGAGGCCUCCAGUCAGCUUUGUCGACUGCAAAUUGGAACGUUACAGUCGGAAAUGUCACUUCUACAAGUGUCAGCGUCUUCUGGAUGAACCUGGAAUUAUUGAUUGGUGAACAAGUUUUGCAUUACAUCACUUUAAUAAGAAGUGCUAAUGGUAGCAGUGUCUUAAAUGCUCUGAUCACUAGUGGAAACAUCACGUCUGGGAAUAUUUCCGGGUUAUCAGCAUACACGGAGUAUCAAAUAACCAUUGUUGGCGUUGGAAGUGACGGGCAAGCGCACAACAGUUCAAAUUCAACAUUUUGGACAGAAGAAGGAGUUCCCAGCAGAGCCCCGUCCAAUGUUCGACUGUCGAACCUACAGCAAAAUGAGAUACAAGUACAAUGGGAUCCACUUGCACAGCAUUAUGUAAAUGGACGACUACAGGGAUAUAGAGUGCGUGUUUAUGAGUAUGAAUAUUACUAUUAUGGAUUGCUUGUACAAACUUUGGAGACCGUUGGCCCCAAUGUUCACAUGAUGAAGGUAGGAGGUCUGAAAAAUGCACAGCAGUACAGAAUAAGCGUGACAGCUUUUACUUCGAAGGGAGAGGGCCCACAAUCUUACUGGCGAUACAUCACAACAGGAUGCGGAGGAAGCGUAAAUCGGUCAUUCGGCGUGAUACAAGUUGGACGAAGGGGUUACUAUUCAAGUUCUCUAAGAUGUAACUGGGCGAUUGGAAACUCAGGAAUCAACCAAGCCGUCCUGAUUGUAUCUUUUGAAGAUCUAUAUGUUUCAAGCUACUAUGAAUAUGUAAAGAUCAUCGAUGGAAAUGGGCUAACAGUAUUUUAUCACAAUGGAUAUUCGUCUUCUCCUUUGAAAACGUUCUUGCUCGUUAAUUAUGGGAAUGGAAAUAAUGUCAAGGUGCAGAUUUACUUCUAUAAUAGGUGGAGUCAGUUCAAGCUUAAAUACGGAAUCGUAAAUCAGGACCUUCAGUCAGCUGCAUUUGUCUCCAACUGGAAUGUAACCAUUGGAAACACCACAGAGAAAAGCAUCGGGAUCCAGUGGGAAAAUUUGAACGAAGUGCUAAAUCAGCAAAUUCUUCACCUCUUCGGGCUUCUGCAGACCUCCAAUGGAACCGUUUUGAACGCCAAGAUCAUGUCUGGAAAUAUGACUUCGGUUGUAUUCGAUGGACUUUCAUCUUAUAAACAAUAUUCUGUGGCUAUUAUUGGCGUUGACAAUAACGGACAAGCCUAUAAGAGUGCUAAUAUCACAGCUUGGACGGACGAAGGAGUUCCCAGCAGAGCACCACUAAACAUCACCUUCACAAAUGUUGAGUCUACUAAGCUAACUGUCCACUGGGACCCUCUUUCACAGCAAUAUGUCAAUGGAAGAUUGCUAGGAUACAGAGUUUACUUCCAGGUGUUCACUUAUUAUUAUUCUCCGCUCAAGAAUAACAGCGUAACCGUCAACGCUACUAAAAUAACUUUGACAGGAUUAAAUCCAGGCCAACGGUAUGAUGUUUCUGUGGCCGCCUUCACUUCCAAAGGUGAAGGACCAAUUUCCUACCGCCACUACGUCACGACAGCUUGCGAGAUCACUUUAAACCAAUCCGCUGGACUGAUAGAUGUGAUACAUACAGAUUAUAAGAAUCUAUACUGCAACUGGACAAUCGGCAAUUUUGGAAUAACGAACGCGGCUGCCCUUUUUCUAUUCGACCAACUUGCCUUUGUUUCUUGCAGCGAGCAUGUGAAGAUUUUCAGCGGCAAUGGAACCCUCGAAUAUCACAAACAGGGUUGCUGUCCUAACAAUCCAGGAUCCUAUGUUGAAAUUCCUUUUAUGCGAUCCAAUAACAUUGCAGUCAAUAUUUUAUUGACUCAACUACAAAGUCGGAUAACAUCUCACUUUGUGAUACUAAAACAUGGCCUACAUUCAGCUACUUAUACUCCUGGCUGGCUAGCGUCAGUAGACAAUAUCACAAGCUCAAGUCUUUUAAUUCAGUGGAGUAACCUAACCAGCUUUAUAAAUCGAGGGAUACUUCACUACAUCGUCCUUCUCUCGUCCUCCAAUAAAAGCGCACCACACCAUGCUAUUGUAGAUGGAAGUAGACUUGAUUUAGAAAUUAACGGACUGGACCAUUCACAAAGCUAUCAAAUGGAAGUGUUUGGUGUGGACGCACUUGGCUAUUGUUACAAGACUCUGGAAGUGAAUGCUACUACGAAAAAUGUGUCAUGCGGAUAUCGACCAAGUGGCAUGCGUAUUGUUGGUGGGUCAGUCGCCCCAAUCAAUAGCUGGCCCUGGCAGGCGAUGCUGCGGGACAGUUAUGGUUCGCAGUUUUGCGGUGGUAGUUUGAUACAUCCGUUGUGGGUUGUCACAGCCACUCACUGCGUAGAAGGAAAAUCCGCGUCGUCGGUGAAAGUCGUAUUGGGGGCACAUUACAAAACUUAUGGUAAUGUCAGCACAGAGCAAAGUUUUGAUGUUAUAAAAGUAAUUGAACAUGAAAGAUACAACAGUCCAAAUAGCUGGAGCAACGACAUAGCUCUACUACAGUUAUCAAAACCGGCUAAGCUUGGAAAAGGAGUUGGGCUUGUUUGCCUUCCGGAUACAAGUUUUCAGCUUCCUUUCGAUAAUCCUAACAAAAAGUGCUGGAUAACUGGCUGGGGUAGACUUUCGUACUAUGGAAUCUCUCCCAACGAGUUGAUGCAAGUUGAUAUACCUCUGGUAUCAAAACAGCGCUGUCUUGCGUCAUACCCAGGUAAAAUCGAUGACUCCAUGAUAUGCGUUGGCCAAGAUCAAGGUGGAAUAGGAGGUUGUCAUGGCGACAGCGGUGGACCACUUGUAUGUGAGUUCAGUGGAAAAUGGUAUCUGGAGGGAGCUACUAGUUGGGGAGGAUUGCCCUGCGCAGACCCAUUGAAAUACACUGUAUAUGCCAACAUUCGCCAUUUAAAGUCGUGGAUAACAAGCAAGAUGUCCUCUUUCCCUGUUCCUGGUUUAACGGCGUCCAACCUAUCAUGCAAUUUUGACAAUAGUCUGUGUUCGGGCUGGGAGCAGUCUUACUCAGAUGAUUUCGACUGGACGCGACGUUGGGGUUCAACUCCAUCUUCGUCCACAGGACCAUCCUACGACCACACUAGUGGAUCAGGAUAUUACAUGCACAUCGAGGCAUCGUCCCCUCGAGUUAAUGGUGAUAAAGCAAAGCUUGAGCUCUCCUUAUGCGGAAAUGGAGAUGAGGCUUGUCUUACAUUCUACUAUCACAUGUACGGAUACACCAUGGGGACCCUGAAUGUCUUCAGUGGAAAAAAGGUUGUAUUCAGUGCCUCAGGAAACAAAGGCAACUACUGGCAGAAGGCCGAAAGAACUAUUUAUUUGGACAAAGUUGUCACGUUUGAGGGGAUAGUAGGAUCAUCUUAUGAGGGAGACAUUGCCAUUGAUGACGUUUCGAUUAAGAGAGGACGCUGUCUUGGGCAGACAGCGUAUCCAACAUUACUUCCAACAGUUGUUACAUCACCAGCAACCACCUCGUGUAAUUUUGACAGUGGACUGUGCUCUGAUUGGUGGCAGUCUUCCUCAGAUGUCUUUGACUGGACACGAAAUAGUGGAUCGACGCCAUCUUCUAACACUGGCCCAGACUACGAUCACACCACAGGCUUUGGCUACUAUAUGUACAUCGAAGCGACUUAUCAAACUGAUGGUGACAAUGCCAAGUUGAUGCUCUAUUUAAACGGAAACGGAGAAGUCUCUUGCCUUAGGUUCUAUUAUCACAUGUAUGGAGAUACUAUUGGGGCACUUAAUGUCUACAGUGAAAAUCAUUUAAUAUUUAACUCUACUGGAAAUCAUGGAAACCGUUGGAUAAAGGCAGAAAGGACAUUUCAUUCAGAUACAACAUUGACAUUUGAAGGAAUAGUAGGAUAUUCCUUCACUGGUGACAUAGCCAUUGAUGACGUCACCGUAUCCAGAGGAAGCUGCUCAGGACAAAAUCCAUCUCCAACAUGGUAUCCGUUACCGACAACCCUUAAGCCUUCUUCGAAACCUAUCAGUUCCAGCAAUGUGACCACUACGUACACCCACAAACCGUCCAUACCAGUCCACACAGUAUGUUCUGACGACCCUGGGCUCCCCAUUUGUUCCCAACUUCCUACCUAUGGAAUUUUUUGUACAGAAUAUUUCAACUGGACUGUCAAGAACUGCCCUAAAUCAUGCGGAUUUUGUGGAGAUAACUGUUCUGAUGACCCAGCCUAUGCCAGCUUCUGUUCAGCUGGCUCCAAUUAUAAUGGCUUUUGUCAAAAUAACCAAAAUUGGACGAUGAAGCAUUGUCGAAAGACAUGUGACUAUUGCUCAGUUGAUUCUCCAACAACCGAGGGGAUUUUUACGUCGACCCACGUGCUGACUUUCAAUCCGACAGAUAUUCCUCGCACUCCAUCAACAAAGGAAAUGCAGGAAGCAGUAAUGUUAAAAAUGACAGAUUUUGAUAUGAAGAAGUGGAAGGAGAUGGAAGCGGAUUUUAAACGAGAAGUUGCAAGUGCAGCUAAUAAAUAUUGUGCAGAUGGUGGAGCAUCUUGUCAAACAAGUCUUCGUCGGAGACGAUCAUCUGAUAGCAUGAAAUUUUCAGCCGAUAUGGUUCAGAUUGUGCCUGGUUACCCAAUGCCGUCACCGGUUGAUCCUAGCAUAACGUUGUUGGCGUUCUACCUACAGCUUCCUGGGGGUGUCAGAGAUAGCUUGGUCAGCGAAGAUGUCCUGAAAAACAUCGUGAAAAGCGAUAUGAAAUCUAUUGAAGGGUCGAUGGGUGUUAGCAUCAAAAAUGUCGAGUCAAUGCCUCUACCUCAGAAUAAAGAAGAUCAAGAAGAUGAGAUAGAUGACGAAAGAUCAGCCUCAACCUCGGUUAUAGUGGGUGUUGCCCUUGGAUCCCUGUUCUUGCUGGGGUUUAUCAUUGCUGUCACCCUGAUUAUCAAAUCUACCAGGUUCGGCCCCAGAUGUCGCGUGCUGUCCACCGACAAAGUCAAUCAAGGAAGUGAUGUGGCUCAAGAAGCUGUGUAUGAGAAUACAGAUAUGCAUGGUGCGACUUUAAACAAACCAAGUGUUAUUGCUUACGACAAUAGAGCAUACGUGUCUGUAGGGCAAGCUACUACAUUAGCGCAGCAGAGUGGAGUAAUGCCUAUCAAAAAUGUAAGCGAAAAAUUAUACGGGCAACAGAAUCACUCAGCAAGCAAGAGCGUGCAUUUGUAA
Pocillopora damicornis (cauliflower coral) is the source of this 11244-nucleotide messenger RNA. Its product is annotated as MAM and LDL-receptor class A domain-containing protein 1-like. Gene Ontology annotation, molecular function: serine-type endopeptidase activity; protein binding. Gene Ontology annotation, cellular component: membrane. NCBI's taxonomy places the organism in Eukaryota, Metazoa, Cnidaria, Anthozoa, Scleractinia, Pocilloporidae. Gene Ontology annotation, biological process: proteolysis. The record is from RefSeq and is a predicted model, not a curated record.